CGGGGGACAGUCAAGGGCGCUUGCGCGGGCCUGACUUACUAUGGCGGCUCGCUUUGGCGCUGUGACCUCCUUGCGGAGCGUUCGGUGGUCCGGUGCCGUGCCGCUUGCGGCCGGACGGGACCCGCUAGUUGCCUGUCGGCGAUGGGCGGGCUCCUCGACGGACACUGUGUACGAUGUGGUGGUCUCAGGAGGAGGCCUGGUGGGCGCUGCCAUGGCUUGCGCCUUGGGGCAUGAUAUUCACUUUCAUGACAAGAAAAUCCUGUUGCUGGAAGCGGGUUCAAAGAAAGUCCUGGGGAACUUGUCAGACACAUACAGCAACAGAGUCAGCUCCAUUUCCCCUGGCUCUGCCACCCUUCUCAGUAGUUUUGGUGCAUGGGACCACAUCUGCAAUAUGCGGUGCAAAGCCUUCCGUCGGAUGCAGGUGUGGGACUCCUGCUCAGAGGCCUUGAUAAUGUUCGAUAAGGAUGACUUAGAUGACAUGGGCUAUAUAGUGGAAAAUGACGUUAUCAUGCACGCCCUGACUAAACAGCUGGAGGCUGUGGCAGACCGCGUGAGGGUUCUCUACAGGAGCAAAGCUGUUGACUAUGCCUGGCCUCUUCCAUUUUCCAUGGCAGACUCCAGCCCUUGGGUCCAUAUUACCCUAGGUGAUGGCAGUACCCUCCAGACCAAACUGUUGAUUGGAGCUGAUGGGCACAACUCAGGAGUAAGGCAAGCUGCUGGGAUCCAGAAUGUCAGCUGGAACUAUGACCAGUCUGCUGUGGUGGCCACUCUCCAUUUAUCAGAGGCCACAGAAAACAAUGUAGCCUGGCAGAGAUUUCUUCCCUCUGGGCCUAUUGCCCUGCUCCCGCUGUCAGAUACCUUGAGUUCCUUGGUUUGGUCCACAUCACAUGACCAUGCAGCAGAGCUGGUCAGCAUGGAUGAGGAAGAGUUUGUGGAUGCCAUCAACUCUGCCUUUUGGAGUGAUGCUAACCACACAGACUUCAUCGACUCGGCUAGCACCAUGUUGCGCUAUGCUGUCUCCUUGCUGAAGCCCACUAGGGUCUCAGCUCGUCAAUUGCCCCCAAGUGUAGCCAAGGUGGAUGCUAAAAGCAGAGCCCUCUUUCCUCUGGGGCUGGGACAUGCUGCUGAGUACGUCCGGCCUCGUGUGGCACUCAUUGGUGACGCAGCCCACAGAGUCCACCCACUUGCAGGACAAGGUGUCAACAUGGGCUUCGGGGAUAUUUCCAGCUUGGUUCGUCAUCUCAGCACAGCAGCCUUCAAUGGGAAGGACUUAGGCUCCAUGAGCCACCUCACAGUUUAUGAAACAGACAGACAGCGGCAUAAUACUGCUCUUCUGGCUGCUACUGACUUACUGAAAAGGCUCUAUUCUACCAGGGCCACUCCGCUGGUGUUGCUCAGGACAUGGGGCCUGCAGGCAACUAAUGCGGUAUCUCCUCUCAAAGAAAUGUCUCCUAUGGGCUCAUGUGUUGAAGGCUUGGUCUCCAGACAGUGGAGUCUGCAGUCACUGUGAGGUGUCUAGACCUCAGUGAGAGAGAAAACCUCAGAAGUUCCAUGAGAGCAAGAAGUAAAAGGCCCAGACCUGCACCCCAGGAAGACUAGAGCCAGGUAACUCUGGCCCACCAAGUCUGAGCAACUGAAGACAAGUAGCACCGGCAGAAACAGCUGUACCUUCUGUGCACAUAUGCAGAUAAGGCUUGGAGUCUCCUCAACACCAAAACAAAACCUGGGGGCUGAAGACAUGCCCCAGUGAAGAGCACUGGCUGCUUGUUUAAAAAUGUUAUUAUUUUAUGUGUGUGAGUGUUUGGUGCAUGUAUAUCUGUGCACUACAUAUGUAUCUGGUGCCUUCAGAGUCCAGAAUCCCCUGGAACUGUUGUUUCAGAGAGUUGUGAGCCACCAUGUGCUGGGAAUUGAACCUGAGUCCUCUGAAAGAGUAGCAAGUGUUCUUGGCCCUGAGCCAUCUCUUCAUUCCCACUUCCUGCUCUUAUAAAGGAUAUGGGUUCAGGUCCCAGGAACCAUGUGAAGGCUCACAACUGCCUGUACCUCUAGUCCCAGGGGAUCUGACUACUUCUGACCUCCAUGGGUACUAGAUGCAUACAUGGUGUACAUACAAACAUGCAGGCAAAACACAUAAAAUACAUACAUAUAUGCAAAUAAAAUUUUUAAAAUCUUAAAAACAUAAAACUAGACAAAAUGAAAAUAAAAAAGGCAGCCAAGUCUCAGAAGUCUUAAAAACAGAUCUGUGGGCUGGAGAGAUGGAUCAGAGGUUAAGAACACUUGCUGUUCUUCCAUAGGUCCUGAGUUCAAUUCCCAGCAACCACAUGGUGGCUCAUAACCAUCUAUAGUAAGAUCUAGUGUGCAGGCAGAAUAUUAUAUAAAUAAUAAAUAUAUAUUUAAAAAAAACAGAUCUGUAACUUUCUUUAACCUCAUCGUUUGUCCGUGGCAGCUCCUCUCCUUAACUUUUGUUCACCAAAUAAAGCCACAGCCACAGCCCACCUG
This is a messenger RNA of Meriones unguiculatus (Mongolian gerbil), 2496 nucleotides long. It is a transcript of the gene Coq6, whose product is annotated as coenzyme Q6, monooxygenase. Gene Ontology annotation, molecular function: 2-octaprenyl-6-methoxyphenol hydroxylase activity; oxidoreductase activity, acting on paired donors, with incorporation or reduction of molecular oxygen, NAD(P)H as one donor, and incorporation of one atom of oxygen; FAD binding. The record is from RefSeq and is a predicted model, not a curated record. Gene Ontology annotation, biological process: ubiquinone biosynthetic process. Gene Ontology annotation, cellular component: mitochondrion. The coding region runs from base 41 to 1510 and encodes 489 amino acids. Lineage: Eukaryota; Metazoa; Chordata; Mammalia; Rodentia; Muridae. The transcript has 13 exons.